AGAAAUAUCCAAACUUCACUCCUAUUUAAAUCCCACACUUUGUCACAUCAAACUCAAAUCAAACCAAAAAAAAAGGCCAAGAAUCAAGAAAUCAAGAAAUCAAGAAAGCAAACACAACAGCUAAAGAUGGAUUUUGGAAGGUUUCCAAUAUUCUCAAUCCUCGAAGACAUGCUCGAAGUCCCUGAAGAACAAACCGAGAAGACCCGUAACAACCCUUCAAGAGCUUACAUGCGAGAUGCAAAGGCAAUGGCUGCUACACCAGCUGACGUCAUUGAGCACCCUGACGCGUAUGUUUUCGUCGUGGACAUGCCUGGAAUCAAAGGAGAUGAGAUUCAGGUUCAGAUUGAGAGCGAGAACGUUCUUGUGGUGAGUGGAAAAAGACAGAGAGAGAGCAAAGAGAACGAAGGUGUGAAGUUUGUGAGGAUGGAGAGGAGGAUGGGGAAGUUUAUGAGGAAGUUUCAGUUACCUGAGAAUGCGGAUUUGGACAAGAUCUCUGCUACUUGUCAUGACGGUGUGUUGAAAGUGACUGUUCAGAAACUUCCUCCUCCUGAGCCUAAGAAACCAAAGACUAUACAAGUUCAAGUCGCUUGAGUUUGUUUGUGAUCGUGUUUUGUGUUUUAGUUCUCGUUUUAAUGAAUGUAAUCGGAGUGAGGCAAUCUAUACAUCUAUGUGUGUUUUUAGUUGUAAGAUGAAAUAAGAGUUUUUUGUUUUUGAUAAAAUAGAAGUUUUUUCUCUGUUUAUCUUUGUCUUUGUUCGAUCUUCAAAUCAAUGAAGUUUUUCUAA
Arabidopsis arenosa is the source of this 783-nucleotide messenger RNA. NCBI's taxonomy places the organism in Eukaryota, Viridiplantae, Streptophyta, Magnoliopsida, Brassicales, Brassicaceae. The record is from the annotation of a GenBank genome assembly.